AUGGUCGUGGGCUCGGAGGGAGCUCAUCCGCCCUUUGACAGACCCUUCCCUUCCGAGGAGACCACAGAGAAUGACGAUGAUGUCUACCGGAGCUUGGAGGAGCUGGCUGAUGAACAUGACCUGGGGGAGGAUAUUUAUGACUGCGUCCCCUGUGAAGAUGAAGGAGAUGAUAUCUAUGAAGAUAUCAUCAAAGUGGAAGUUCAGCAACCCAUGAAAAUGGGAAUGACAGAAGAUGACAAAAGAAAUUGCUGUUUGCUAGAAAUCCAGGAAACUGAGGCCAAAUACUACAAAACACUUGAAGACAUAGAAAAGAAUUACAUGAAUCCACUGAAGCUGGUACUCACUCCGCAAGACAUGGAAGCUAUUUUUAUCAAUUUGGAGGACCUCAUUAAAGUGCACUUCAAUUUCCUGAGAGCCAUCGAUGUGUCUAUGAUGUCUGGAGGAAGCAGCUUGGCAAAAGUGUUUCUGGAAUUUAAAGAAAGGCUAUUGAUUUAUGGCAAGUACUGCAGCCAUAUGGAAUAUGCCCAGAAUACUCUGAACCACCUCAUCGCCAACAGAGAGGAUGUUAGGCAAAAAGUGGAGGAAUGCACAUUAAAAGUUCAGGAGGGGAAGUUCAAAUUGCAAGAUCUGCUGGUGGUGCCAAUGCAGAGGGUCUUGAAGUAUCAUCUCCUAUUAAAAGAGCUUCUCAGCCACUCGUCAGAUCGGCCUGAGAAGCAGCAGCUCAAGGAAGCUUUGGAAGCCAUGCAGGACUUGGCCAUGUACAUAAAUGAAGUCAAGAGAGACAAAGAAACCUUAAAGAAAAUAAGUGAAUUUCAGAGCUCUAUAGAAAACUUGCAAGUGAAACUGGAAGAAUUCGGGAGGCCGAAGAUAGACGGUGAACUGAAAGUGCGUUCAAUAGUAAACCACACGAAGCAGGACAGGUAUUUAUUUUUAUUUGAUAAAGUCGUAAUCGUCUGCAAAAGAAAAGGCUACAAUUAUGAGCUGAAGGAAAUUAUUGAGCUGUUCUUCCAUAAGAUGACCGACGAUCCCAUGAACAACAAGGACAUUAAAAAGUGGUCGUACGGGUUCUACCUAACUCACCUUCAAGGGAAGCAGGGUUUCCAGUUCUUCUGCAAGACAGAAGAGAUGAAGAGGAAGUGGGUGGAGCAGUUUGAAAUGGCCAUGUCCAAUAUUAAGCCAGAGAAAGCCAAUGCAAAUCACCACAACUUCCAGAUGUACACGUUCGAGAAGACGACCAAUUGCAGAGCUUGCAAGAUGUUUUUAAGAGGAACUUUCUACCAGGGCUAUCUUUGCGCACAAUGUGGGGCAGGUGCUCACAAAGAAUGCUUGGAAAUCAUCCCACCAUGCAAGAUCAGUUCCUCGGCAGACCAGGACCCGUUAAAUGUAGGACCUGGUCCUAAAAUGGUGGCAGUUCAGAAUUACCAUGGCAACCCAGCUCCUCCGGGGAAACCAGUGCUAACAUUUCAAACUGGGGAUGUAAUAGAGCUGCUGCGAGGGGACCCGGAUUCCCAGUGGUGGGAGGGGAGGUUAAUACAGACCAAGAAAUCGGGUUAUUUCCCCAGCUCGUCAGUAAAGCCCUGUCCUGUGGACGCCAGGCCUCCCAACAGCCGGCCUCCGUCGAGAGAAAUAGACUACACCGCGUACCCUUGGUUUGCAGGGAACAUGGAGAGGCAGCAGGCCGACAACCUGCUGAAGUCACAUGCGAGUGGGACAUACCUGAUCCGGGAGAGGCCAGCGGAGGCUGAACGCUUUGCAAUCAGCAUUAAGUUUAACGAGGAAGUGAAACACAUAAAGGUGGUGGAGAAGGACAACUGGAUUCACAUCACAGAAGCCAAAAAGUUUGAAAGCCUCUUGGAAUUAGUUGAGUACUACCAGACCCACUCGCUGAAGGAGAGUUUUAAACAGCUGGACACAACAUUAAAGUACCCGUACAAAUCGCGGGAACGCUCUACCUCCAGAACCUUCGCUCGCUCCCCAGCUUCCUGUGCUUCCUACAACUUUUCUUUUCUCAGUCCUCAGGGCCUCAACUUUUCUUCUCAGAAUUCCUCUACUCCUUUCUGGUCAGUGUUCACACCUCGCGUCAUAGGGACGGCAGUAGCGCGGUACAACUUUGCAGCGCGGGACAUGCGGGAGCUCUCCUUGCGAGAGGGUGACGUGGUGAAAAUCUACAGCAGGAUAGGCGGGGACCAGGGAUGGUGGAAGGGAGAAACAAAUGGAAGAAUCGGUUGGUUUCCUUCGACCUAUGUGGAGGAGGAGGGAGUGCAAUGAGUCCCAGGUCUCUGACAAAAGACGCCCAGAAAAAGCCGCUGCAGACUGUGCACAGUUGUCCCAGCACCCAGGGCUCCAAGUGAAAUGCAAUCAGAAAUCUUCCAGUAUUACCAACAGCCACCCUAUUACGAAUUCUUCUGCAAUCAGUCCUCUGUACAGUGUGUGUGCGUGUGUGCGUCGGGGGGUGCCACUGGCUUCCGGUCCUUGGUUGGGUUACUUGUAUAUAAGAUUUAUAGUCUAUCGGGUGUUUGUGUGACAGCAGAAGUGACCUGGGAAAGUCGCUCUCAACAGCCUAGACGAAGCACCGAGAGGCUCAAUGCAGCUGUGGCCAGAGACAUUCUCCAAGCUGGUCUUAUCAAGGGUGUUUCAGAAGCCACCGUGGUGUUGGCAGGAGGAUGGGACAGGGUGGCUCCUGGACUGAUGCCGGGAGUCGUGGGGGAAUGCUUUCAGAUCUCUGCUGAGAGGGAGCGAACUGACACCCCUUGCUGCUUGAAUGGACUCUGCUGGAUACUGGUUUCUCUGGGCAGGUUGGUACGUCGUGGCAGAGCCCACUAAGUCUGCUGGCGACGGGAGGAGGUGGGGGGGGAUGAAGGCACCGCAACCUGCUGCAAGGAGACUGCUCUCAUUUGAUGCCUGUAUGGAUCUAGGGAAGGAGUUUUUUUUAACAGAUAAGGAUGAGUCUGAAGCCAAACGACAGAGCUGGGCACACCUACCUGUUAGCAGAGACCCCCUUAUUUUGUAUCACAUGCCCUUUCUCUUAAGGCUAACUUUGGUCCCAGUAAGCUCACUCAGGGCAGAGGAGAGACGGUCCUUUGUGGUGACGGCCACAUCUGGAUCAGGAGGUCUGGUCGCAUUGCAGGGCUGGGGAUGUGCCUUCCCCAGGAAGAGUUUUUGCAAAUCAUCAGUGACAUGAGGGAUGGCACAUGUGAUAAUAGAUACAAAUGUGCAUCGUUUGCUCCAGUGUGUCCGCCGCUCUCAUAGCCUAUCUACCUUUCCUAUUCCUAACAAGGAUAUAUGUAAGCCACCCCACCAAACUAACGGCCUGUUCUUGCAGCCAUUAUGGCUCAUUGAGCUCAAUGGGGCCUACUCGGUAGGUGAGGGCUGUAAAACCAACCCCCAAGUUGCACAAAGCCGAUGUUAAACAGUCUCUCCUUUGGCCACCAUUUGGCAUGACGUACUUUGCCCACCUCCCAGCUGUUCGUUGCUGUGAGUUAGAGAGAAUCUGUGUUUCCCUUUCAUGUUGUCUCUCUCUCAUUGCUUUUGUGCCCUGAAUGAUGUUCAUCCCCUCCCUUGCUUUCCACGUGGCGACCCUUUUCAGUUGGCGAGGAGGAUGGUUGAGUGGAGUCCGCUGCAAGAGACUUCUGCCCUUUGGUCCCCAGACCAGAACGUCCACCCGAAGUGCACUCAUGCAAAACCACCAACAAGAAGCAAACCCCAGGGAUGUCAUUUGAAGUGCCCUUUUGCGUGUUUGCUUCCUUUCCUUCAAGGUGUUCAGCAGCCCCAUACCUUGUAACUUUGCUGCUGAGCUCUGUCUCUGGGCAAGAUUCUUCUGUCAUCAGCACCGGUGUAAAUCCAGAGGAGCUGCCUGCAUGAGAUGUAUGCAAGACCUAUGCAAGGGUAUGUCUCUCUCCUGCAGUGCACCGCUGAAGUCCUGCCUGUCGUGACAGAAGAGUAUAGAGAUCUUACCUAGCCGUUUUGCAAGCGCUCCGAGUAUUAUCUGGGGAAGAACAGCAGACGUUGUGCUGCCAAAUUGGGAUGGAAAAGCCAUGAGGAGCAUUCUGUGACCUUGCCAAGGAGGAAAACUGAAUUAACUUUGAAAAUGAGCUUGCUGUUAGCUUGGGACAAUAGUCUGGUCUCUUGUUUCGACUCAGUCCUUGGGUUUUCAUUCUUCUCCUGCAUUGGGUCUUGGACUGAGCUUGCUCACCAGCUGCUCAGUACUCCUUGUGCCAAAGCUGCCAGUGAACCUCUCACAUUGCACUGUAUGGGUUAGAAACUAUUUCCCAAUUGAACUGUGCCCCUGCUAUAACAGACUCAUUCAGAUGGCUGCUGCCCAAAUGCCACCAUCCGCAGACCCCUGCUACCAGGCGGGCAUUAUCGUUUGCAUGCAACCAAGUGCAUCUUGCUCUGCCGAGUGAGGGCCAGGACCAAGCGGUUCGAUGGCAUUUCCAGUGGUUUUAUGAAGGUCAUUCCUUGGUGCUAACCUAUUCCAAUCCAGCUCAGUUCAUUUGAGUUUUAAUUGUUUGCCAGUCCUGUAUCUUUGCCUUUCAUCAUCUCAGCCUACCAAUAUUGAAAGGAGACGCGGCAGCACUUUGGAGAGGGGAAAGUGUAAAGGAGACUCAGGGAAGUUAAGUGCUCAGCUCUUACUGAAUAUCAAUGAAAGCACGUUGAAUUUCAGUGCGAGUUGGACAUCCAUUUCCAUGAAGCACCGUUGACAUUUCCAGCCUACAAGCCACCCAUUUCCAAGCUGACUAACAAGUCUGGGUGCCCCACUUAAGACCUUAUUUUUUUCCCCAAAAGUGCUGAGCAGCAGCCCUUGAGAAAGGAAAACCCCUUCUAGACAUCAAAGCAAUCCAGAAUCAUUUUUGCAAAUGCAGGCCUCUCUAAUCCUGUGUAAUUGUGAGCAGACCCCAUUCUCUAAUAGCCACAAAGAAAAUGGAUCAGAAAGAAGAAAACCCAAGGGGAUGCAUUUAUGCCUUGGGUAUUUCCUGAGCCUUUAGGUGACCCCAAUGACUAUUAUUUCACAUGCAAAGAAUCAUGUUGUGAGGGAGCAUGGAAGGUGAACCCCUCUCAAACACCGUAUGCCCUUCUAUCGCCGGGAUCAGAAGAGCCCUCUUUGUACUGUGCAGCACGUCGGGUAUCGUCAUCAGCUCCCAAACGAUGCAAUUCAUACACGCUCUGCCUACGACCGAGUGACUCCCCUUACUCUUGCCCAGCACAAGAUCAGUCAUUCCUCAGAAAAGUCUCUCGUGUUUACUGUUGUAAGAAACUUGUUAAAAAGAAAUUUUUUUUUGUUUGUAAUUAUUCAGCCGAUCGCCACGAUAUAUAUCUGUGAAUAAGAAGGGAAAAUGUUUUUUAUGAUGGUGAGAAAAUUGUAUAUAUAUUUUAGUUCAUCGCAAAACAUUCGGAGUUGUAACGGGAUACAGUGGAAAAUAAUAUGUAAAUUCCUUGAUUUUUUUUUUUUUUUUUCCUUUGCACUAACUGGGAUCGGAGGGGCGGGGAGAGGGGAUCUAAAAGAUAAAAGGGUUGUUUAUGGAAUAGUUUAUAGUGGGGAAUUUGGAAGUCAUUUGGAGUAGCUUGUUAAUGCUGGAAUAGAAACUUUAGCUGCUACUUAGAAACCCUUUUGCAUGUGGUUUUUCCAGAUCUUUUUAAGUUACAGUACAUCCAAGUAAAUUCCACAACAAAAAUAAAAUGUAAUUUUCUUGAUACAAUUUUUUUUCCAACCAUGGUUUUUACUGCAAAUAAACAUACAUUCUUUUCUGCCUAAGAGGAUCCAUUUCA
This is a messenger RNA of Alligator sinensis (Chinese alligator), 5766 nucleotides long. It is a transcript of the gene VAV2, whose product is annotated as vav guanine nucleotide exchange factor 2. Gene Ontology annotation, biological process: regulation of GTPase activity; intracellular signal transduction; cell migration. Bases 1 to 2268 code for a protein of 755 amino acids. Lineage: Eukaryota; Metazoa; Chordata; Crocodylia; Alligatoridae. Gene Ontology annotation, molecular function: guanyl-nucleotide exchange factor activity; protein binding. The record is from RefSeq and is a predicted model, not a curated record. Gene Ontology annotation, cellular component: cytoplasm. The transcript is spliced from 26 exons.